Molecule: messenger RNA, 2170 nt
Organism: Miniopterus natalensis
Lineage: Eukaryota; Metazoa; Chordata; Mammalia; Chiroptera; Miniopteridae
Gene: FPGS
Product: folylpolyglutamate synthase
Biological process (GO): tetrahydrofolylpolyglutamate biosynthetic process
Cellular component (GO): cytosol; cytoplasm; mitochondrion
Molecular function (GO): ATP binding; tetrahydrofolylpolyglutamate synthase activity
Source: RefSeq, a predicted model, not a curated record
UCCGCGUGGUGUAACGCCCGCGGUCGCGGGAAGGCGGGGGCUGAGCGCCAGGCCCGCGCCGCAGGAGCCGGGCAUGGAAUACCAGGAUGCUGUGCACACACUCAACACCCUGCAGACCAAUGCCAGCUACCUGGAACAGGUGAAGUGCCAGCGAGGUGACCCCCAGACACAGCUGGAAGCUAUGAAGCAGUACUUGGCACUGAGUGGGCUGCAGGUGGAGGACUUGGACCAGCUAAACAUCAUCCAUAUCACUGGGACGAAGGGGAAGGGCUCCACCUGUGCCUUCACUGAACGUAUCCUCCGAAGCUACGGUCUGAAGACAGGAUUCUUUAGCUCUCCCCACCUGGUACAGGUGCGCGAACGGAUCCGUAUCAAUGGGCAGCCCAUCAGCCCCGAGCUCUUCACCAAGCACUUCUGGCACCUCUAUCAUCGGCUUUCGGAGACCAAGGACAGCCGCAGCUGUGUCUCCAUGCCCCCUUACUUCCGCUUCCUCACGCUCAUGGCCUUCAACAUCUUCCUCCAAGAGAAGGUGGACCUGGCAGUGGUGGAAGUGGGUAUCGGUGGGGCUUACGACUGCACCAACAUCGUUAGGAAGCCUGUGGUAUGUGGGGUCUCCUCUCUUGGCAUUGACCACACCAGCCUUCUGGGGGACACGAUAGAGAAGAUCGCAUGGCAAAAAGGGGGCAUCUUCAAGCGUGGCGUGCCUGCCUUCACCGUGCUGCAGCCCUGUGGUCCACUGGCGGUACUGAAGGAGCGUGCUGAGCAGAUCUCAUGUCCCCUCUACCUGUGCCCACCGCUGGAAGCCCUGGAGGAAGGGGGGCCACCGCUGACCCUGGGCCUGGAUGGAGAGCACCAGCGGUCCAAUGCUGCCUUGGCCUUGCAGCUGGCCCGCUGCUGGCUGCAGCAAAAGAAUCACCAAGGCAUCGAGGAGCUGAAACCGCCCAGGCCCAGCCUUCUGUGUCAGCUGCCUCUAGCCCCCGUGUUCCAGCCCACAUCCCACAUGCGGCACGGGCUUCAGGACACGGUGUGGCUGGGCCGGACGCAGGUACUGAGCCGCGGGCCCCUCACCUGGUACCUGGACGGCGCACACACCUCCGGCAGCAUGCAGGCCUGCGUGCGCUGGUUCCGCCAGGCCCUGCACCGCCGCAAGGGGCCGGGCAGCGGGCCUGAGGUGCGCGUCCUGCUCUUCAACUCUACGGGUGACCGGGACCCCAUGGCCCUGCUGAAGCUAUUGCAGCCCUGCCAGUUUGACUAUGCUGUUUUCUGCCCUAACCUGACAGAGUUGUCGUCCGUGGGCAACCCAGAUCAGCAGAACUUCACGGUGACACUGGACCAGGUGUUGCGCCGCUGCUUGGAACACCAGCAGCACUGGAGCCGCCUAGAUGAGGAGCAGGCCAGCCCCGACCUCUGGAGCACCCCUAGCCCGGAGCCUGGUGGGCCCGCAUCCCUGCUGCUAGCACCCUGCUCGCCCCGCACCCACAGCACCAGCUCCCUUGCCUUCAGCUGCAUCUCCCACGCUUUACAGUGGAUCAGCCAGGGUCGGGACACUGUCUUGCAGACACCCAGCACCCCACAGGACCUUCUCACCCACCCUGUGGCAGAGAGUGGAGCCAGCGUACUCCGUGAGGCUGCUGCCAUCCACGUACUGGUCACUGGAAGCCUGCACCUGGUGGGUGGUGUCCUGAAGCUGCUGGAGCCCUCCCUGUCCCAGUAGCCAAGGCAGUAGGCUUGGAGGUGGGGCCUCCCACACCUGCCCUGCCGCUCUCCAUGAACUCCUAUAUUAGGUGCCUUUUGUUUUCUGCUUUCCUGAUUCUGUUUGGACUGGCCCAGGGGCCUGAGCUCUGGGCAGUGAAAUAGGUGGCUGAUGGGUGGGAGGCUAAGAUGAGACAUUCUGUCUCUGAGCCUGUGGUGCCCUUGGCCUCUCCUUCCUCCCUGCUGAGACAGCCUGGGGUUUCCCAGUUCUCCUAUUGUGAUGGUAGGCUGGCCAUCCAGCCUGCUUGUGGUCAACAAACCACCCAGACUGUUUCCUGGCCACACCUAGGGUCCUGCCAGGUGCAGGCCGAUAGAUUUCCUCCUCUCAGUGGCCUCCUGGAAAAGGAUAGGGUCCCUGCCUGGGACCCCCUGGGGACCGAGGGUGGCUGGAUUAAAGUCUACCUUUAAAAAAAAAAAA